AUGUCAUUAUGUCGUGGUCGUCCUCACAUCUAUGCCAACCAGGGGGCUCAGCAGGAGGCUCGACGUAAGCGCAGACGCACUCAGUAUCAGCUCAAACGGGAUCUCCAGGAAGGUCAGAUCCUGCAGCGAUAUUAUCAUCAGUUCAUUGACCAGAAUCCUUGGGAACAGCCUUUGGAUGUGUCCCCACCAUUGCUCCAGCAGAGGACCGAUGUCUCUGUGGUUCAAAAGCAGGCUCUCCCCAUGCAGAAUGAACCUGGGAACAAUGAACCUGGAAACUCUUCAUCUUUCUCACCCUCAUCACCUGGUGGCCUCCACCCGCCCCCUCAGUCUCCCACACCAGCAUCCACGGUGAGCCAUUACGCCCUUGCAGAUGAUAACAGGUGGUUCGAUAUGGAUGGUCCAUCUGCAGAUGUGGAUUCAUUUGAUGAUGUGGAAGAUAGAAGCCAAUCCAGCUACAGGAUGACCCCAGAGGCCAUCCAUCUUGUAGAGCACAGGAGAUCAAGCACAGCUCCUCUCUCACCAACUGCUGAGGCCUUAUCACCCCUCUCAUCACCACCCUCUGCGGCGGCACCACCACCCCAGGCUCCAGUGUCCAUUCUUGCCCAAGGGCUUGCCGAGCAGCUGCAGCAGCACCAUGGCUGUCUGGGGGACAGCCACUGGGAGUAUCCCUUCGACAUGCGGCCUGUUGACCAUCCAUCCCCGCCUGGGACCCCCUUCCCCUCCAAGGCGACACCAUCCCGGCCCAUCCACUCUGUGCGCCUGAGUGAGAUCAUCCAGUGGGCCUGCCCGGAUAUCCUGUCGCGGCCACAGAUAGCUCAAUUUGGGGAGCCCUGGGAUGAACAGCUCCCCCCACUGCAGAGGCAGAAGAUCUUCAGUGGGCUGGAUGUCAGGGAUGACUCCACCCCUCCAGAACCACCCACCGUGGACAUCGCCUCGGAGGACGUCCCCGACGGGCCACUGAUGCCAUCCAAGGAUAUCGACAGCGUGGGGGGAUUCGCCUCCAGCCUCGCUGUGGCCCGGGCGGGCAUUCACUGGCUGGCAGCUAGGCCCCCUGUGUCCUCCCUCCAGGCAGGGCUGCAUCUCUCCCCAAUCCCCGUGACAUGGGAGCCCUCGUCAGAGGCCUCAUGCCCCCGGCGCAGCCAGAGACCGAUCCACCAGAUCCCACAUCUUCCCCUGGGCCGGCUGGGUGGGUUCGAGGAUCUAGAGCUCUACGCCCUGUUUCCCAAACUACAUGACCCCGAGCGCCAGCACUUCAUCAUCCGCGAGGAUGAGUACCGGCUGUGGACCGAUCAGAUUGUUCUUCCUGCCCUCCAUGAGUGCUACUCUACCGCCCUGCUGGGCCACAUCCCCUCCAGCACCGAUCACAUAAGGCUCAAUGCCACCGCGCGAUGGGUUGAGGGCCGUCUGCAGACCCAGAGCCGCACCUGGAUGGAGAUGCACAAAAGGUUCCUCCACCGAUGGGAGCUUGCAGUCGAUCCCCAGUUUAUUGAGGAGGAGUUCAUCGACAUUGGCAAGGAGAUCUGCCCCCCUCAGAGCUACCUGGCCACACAGCAGGCAGACCAGAUCCCCGGGACAGUGCUGUGGCGGCGGUGCUGCCUGCAGAGCUUUGCACGGUGGUGUGGGGACUGUCUGCCUGAAUCCACCACAGCACCAGACCCCAGCGGCACUGGACAUGAGAGCCAGAGAGACAACGGGGACACUGAAGAGGAUUCUGGGGUCAGGGCUACUCUACUGCCAGUUCUACAACACAAUCAAGGAGGUCUUCGCGGCUGGGGAAUCACUAUGCCUUCGGGGCUGAACACCUGGACACCCUUGCUCUGGACCCAGGCCUGGUCCGCAUGUGGCAGCACGUUGGGCCGCGGGGUCAGCCAUCAGCCACUACAGGUGCUGCAGGCGUACCUUCACACCAAACAGCGCUGCCACCGGGCACUGGAGGCCUCCCGACAGAAGGCCUUCGCAGUGCGUGAGGAGUACCGGGUUAGCGGCGAGCUCUACCGGGCCAUCCACGCGGCCAUGCAGGAUCAGGGGUGGGUAGAUGAGCCACUCCCCCAGCCUGCAUCCUCACUGAGGCCCUUCCACCACCAGCCAACACCACUCAUCAUGGACUGGCUCCGGUGGAACAUCAACCGGCUCUGCACGGGGUUUGAGAUGGUCUACAGCCUCCGGCAGCGGAACCUCGUGCAGUGGGAGCACACACGUGUGAUGAUGAUGUUCCUCCAGUGCCUGCAGCACAUGUAUGGCGGGCAGGGGCGUCACCUACGCCACAGCAACGGGCUCUGGCUCGACCGUGUAGUCCAACCCCGGCGUGACGGGCAGGGCGAGCGAGUCCAGGAGGGGAUGGGGUUCCAGAGCAACCUCCGGCGGUAUCAGUACGCCUGGAUGUGCGAUAAGCUGGACUGGACCGCAAUGAUCUUCAAGCCUGCACACCGGGCCCAUCUGACCUUCAACACGCCCACCCUGCAGCAGGCGUUCCACCACCGGUAUGGGCAGGUGAACUCAGCCAAACGGGACUUCCUCCUCGUCCAGGACCUGCUGGCGCGGAUGCGCGACCCAGCCACCACCACCACUCAGGCCCGUCUCCUGCUCCAGCUGUGCAUUGACACCUGCCUGCGGGCAUUCCGCAAGGAGGUGUUUACCCACCUAGACCAGGGCCAGCGGGUCUCAUGGCGCUGGCAACCCCAGCAGCGGCAGCAGGCCCUGGCCGGGGAGAUCGCACUAACCUGGGCCGGGCUGCAGUUGGUGUUCCCCGAGCUCACCGACCCGGGAAUGAUACACGCGGUGGCAGGUCACAACAUGCGCGUGCGCAGCAUAUCCGUCCUGUUCACAUGGCUCUGGGGGUGGGAGGGGGAUGGCAACAGGUGCAUUCUAGCACGGCAACACUGGGUGGAUAAGCCCUACCGGUUGCUGUUCCAGCAGUGCUUCGGUGAGGUGGCCCUGGCAUUUGGGGUCGAGCAGGCCCGGGCUUGGCGGGCCAACCUGCGGUCGAUCUUCAUCCGCACCCACUGGCUCCUCCCAUACCCCUCAUCAACCAGCUUCUGGUCCCAUGGUGGGCAGCGGCGCCUUCAGUGGUGGUCUAGCGUGCACCCCGGCGUGCAGCAGUACGUCCGGAAGAAGAAAAAGAAGCAGCAACCAUCUCCAGAUCCAGCCCCACUGCACAUUGAGCCCUGGGAGGUCGUUCACCUCCCCCUGAGCGGCUGGGAGCGCUCCUCCUCUGUCAUGCAGGGGAUCGACAUCAGGCUUCCAAGCACGCCGGACUCCAUAGAUGAUUUCCUCACUGAUGUGCCACUGGAGCCUACUGAGGAGCCCACCAUGCGUGAUGAACACAUCCUGCUCCCAGUGAUUGGGCAGAGUGUGAAGCUGAUCUACAGCACGCUACCAGACAUUGCACCAAGCUACCAGCUACGGUCCCACAGACGGGGAGAGCACCAAGGCACUCCACAGCAUGAUCCUGCAUGGUGGAAGUCCCACCUCCAGUCCUAUCUACAGAGGCUCAUCCAGAGCAAGCAUGAUGCCAUCCAGUCACUGAAGUUCGCCCAACGGUCCCGCCAGUGGCAGAGUGGUCCACAGCCAGUACAGAAGAUAGCUAACACCGAGCCGGAUUCCGAUCCUGAGUCACUGAGCCAGCAGUAUAUCCAGGAGGUAAAGCAGCUCCAGGCUCUGAAGAAACAAGAGCGGAAGGUGUGGGAAUAUAACACCCGAUAUAUGCAUCAUUGGCAGCAUAUGAAAUCACUGCAGCAACAGUCUCAGAGCAGUGCCAGCAGUCGAUGGUCUGCACAAGAAUGGAAGAGCUUCCAGGAACAGUUUCAACGGGCGCGGCAUCGGGCACAGAAGUAUGAGUAUCAGCUGAGAAAGUCCACCCACAAGAUCACUGAGCAGCUCCAACUGGCCCCAGUUGAAACAAAUACUUCAAUUAGAGUUUUUACUUCUAGCCGUAGUGGAUAUGAAAUACAACAUAUCCAAAUCAAAAGCGAUAAUUCCGCCGGGAAGGGGUUACAUUGUGGUGUCAAAGUCAAUGAGUUGAGACCAAGCAUCGACAUGGAACAUCAAUUAUUUGUCCACUGUGAAUCAUACCUCAUUAUCAUAUGCCGCCGGUGCAAGCAUGCUGUGUGGCCAACAGAGAUUGAACGGCAUCUGAAAGGCAAGGCCCAUCAGCUAAAGCAUGCGGUGGUUCAGCAGAUAAAGGAGAACAUUGAACAGUGGGGGUGGAAUGGACGUCCAUUCCAUUCAGGGUUAGAAAACCGACCAAUCAGAGCAGGGCAGAUUGGACGCCGUAGUGGAUAUGAAAUACAACAUAUCCAAAUCAAAAGCGAUAAUUCCGCCGGGAAGGGGUUACAUUGUGGUGUCAAAGUCAAUGAGUUGAGUCGAACACGCUGGACCCUAAGCCGUUGGACGUCAAACCCGUCCAACCAGGAGUCAGAGAUGGAGAGCCAGCAGGGUGAAACCCACAUCAGAUUCAACAGCACAUGCAGUCCCAGAAUGGCCAGAAGUGUGAGCAAGAGCACAGACAACAACAUAAAUGAAAGCAUCACCAAGAAUGAGGCUUCAACUAUCGCCUCGUCCGUAGGUUUGUGCAAAAUUAGCGUGGUUUCAUUAGUGUAUAUUAUACGAGAUCUCAUUGAAUAA
Molecule: messenger RNA, 4623 nt
Organism: Histoplasma mississippiense
Lineage: Eukaryota; Fungi; Ascomycota; Eurotiomycetes; Onygenales; Ajellomycetaceae
Exons: 10
Coding region: 1-4623 (1540 amino acids)
Source: RefSeq, a predicted model, not a curated record